AUGUUCGCAAAACUUUCCGUUAACAAGUUAAAAGAUUUUGUCCCUUUUUUCAAUUCCCAUCCAAAAUUUGCAUUAUUUGCCAACGCAGCAAAAUUCGAAAUCGAAAAACGUCUGCCCAAUCAUCCGUGUGAUUUCUACAGCUAUCAGAAAUCUGAAGAAAAUGCAAAGUACUUUUAUUGCUUCCGCCAUGAUCACCUUCCAGAUAGUUGUAGACCGACUCUAAUAGGAAGCGGUCAAACUAUGAUCAACGAGGAUGACGUCAUCUGUGGUCUGGAAAAAAUCAAACACUUGGAACCUGAUUUUAGAAACAUACAAGUUCUUGCAGCGAGUACUGAACUCGCGAAACCGGGAGAAGAUACAACGCCUCCCAACCGCCUGUAUAUUCCACAAGGAUAAACCGAUUACCUUUAUAAUGGUAGGAUUGCAUGGACAGUUAGCUCAUUUGUACACACUACCACAAUAUAGAAAUCGAGGAUUUGGAGCCAUAGCUGAAAACUCGAUUAUUUCGAAAUGUUUUAAAGAAGGAAUCACACCUGUCAAGUCCAUAGAAUUGAGCAAUGGACCGGUGCUGAAGACAUGUUUAGAGCAUCCACUUUAUAAGAUCCUGAAGGAUGAGAAUGAUGGCAGAGGGAUUAUUGAUUACAUUGAAUAUUAUUAGUA
This is a messenger RNA of Caenorhabditis elegans, 660 nucleotides long. Lineage: Eukaryota; Metazoa; Nematoda; Chromadorea; Rhabditida; Rhabditidae. The record is from the annotation of a RefSeq genome assembly.